AUGACUUCACAAAGAUUAUCAUAUCAGAAGGAAAAACUUAUGAGCAGUGAUUUAUUACGGAUAAUUAAUCAAAAUUCAAUGUUACGCGCUUCUCUUAUAUUGCUUACUAUUGUGAUGACUUUUUUUACUGUUAUAAAAAUUGGUAAAUUACUUUAUCAAAUACGAUAUUGUCAUCAUCAGGAGGAAGAGGUAAACGAAUCUGAUAGUGAAAUUCCUGAAGUACUGAUUAAAAGUCAUUCAGCAGAUUAUCCCUCUUUUGUUGAUAAAAAAGGGAUUAAAAAGAAGGAUGGAUCAACUCGAACUUCUCGUACAUGGAAAGUGAAAUCAAACUCAAACUCAAAUUCAUUACCCAAACAUAAUACAAUGAAUAAAUGGGAUUUAAAGCAAGUUAAGUGCAAUAAGGUACCAACAAAUCAGCAACCUAAUCCGGAAGGCACAGGACUUGAACUGAAAUGCUUCAUCCGGAUUGCAAUGAUGACAAAUAAAACAUAUACAAUACAGUCAUUCUUUAUUCGUAGUAGUGUUCAUUAA
This is a messenger RNA of Loa loa (African eye worm), 531 nucleotides long. RefSeq lists its product as hypothetical. The coding region runs from base 1 to 531 and encodes 176 amino acids. NCBI's taxonomy places the organism in Eukaryota, Metazoa, Nematoda, Chromadorea, Rhabditida, Onchocercidae. The transcript is spliced from 4 exons. The record is from RefSeq and is a predicted model, not a curated record.